Messenger RNA from Pongo pygmaeus (Bornean orangutan), 2253 nucleotides. It is a transcript of the gene PRSS48, whose product is annotated as serine protease 48. The record is from RefSeq and is a predicted model, not a curated record. Lineage: Eukaryota; Metazoa; Chordata; Mammalia; Primates; Hominidae. Bases 1 to 1086 code for a protein of 361 amino acids. Gene Ontology annotation, biological process: proteolysis. Gene Ontology annotation, molecular function: serine-type endopeptidase activity. The transcript has 6 exons.
AUGGGCCCUGCUGGCUGUGCCUUCACGCUGCUCCUUCUGCUGGGGAUCUCAGGGUCUUGCUCACGCUCUUUUCCCAAAAAGAAAGAGCUGCAAUCAGUGUGUGGGCGACCUGUAUACUCAAGCCGCGUUGUAGGUGGCCAGGAUGCUGCUGCAGGGCGCUGGCCUUGGCAGGUCAGCCUACACUUUGACCACAACUUUAUCUGUGGAGGUUCCCUCGUCAGUGAGAGGUGGAUACUGACAGCAGCACACUGCAUACAACCGACCUGGAGUACUUUUUCAUAUACUGUGUGGCUGGGAUCGAUUAAAGUAGGUGACUCAAGGAAAAGUGUGAAGUACUACGUGUCCAAAAUCGUCAUCCAUCCCAAGUACCAAGAUACAACAGCAGAUGUCGCCUUGUUGAAACUGUCCUCUCAAGUCACCUUCACUUCUGCCAUCCUGCCUAUUUGCUUGCCCAAUGUCACAAAGCAGUUGGCAAUUCCAGCCUUUUGUUGGGUGACCGGAUGGGGAAAAGUUAAGGAAAGUUCAGAUAGAGAUUACCAUUCUACCCUUCAGGAAGCAGAAGUACCCAUUAUUGACCGCCAGGCUUGUGAACACCUCUACAACCCCAUCGGUAUCUUCUUGCCAGCACUGGAGCCAGUCAUCAAGGAAGACAAGAUUUGUGCUGGUGAUACUCAAAACAUGAAGGAUAGUUGCAAGGGUGAUUCUGGAGGGCCUCUGUCGUGUCACAUUGAUGGUGUAUGGAUCCAGAUAGGAGUAGUAAGCUGGGGGUUAGAAUGUGGUAAAUCUCUUCCUGGAGUCUACACCAAUGUAAUCUACUACCAAAAAUGGAUUAAUGCCACUAUUUCAAGAGCCAACAAUCUAGACUUCUCUGACUUCUUGUUCCCUAUUGUACUACUCUCUCUGGCUCUCCUGAGACCCUCCUGUGCCUUUGGACCUAACAUUAUACACAGAGUAGGCACUGUAGCUGAAGCUGUUGCUUGCAUACAGGGCUGGGAAGAGAAUGCAUGGAGAUUUAGUCCCAGGGGCAGAGAACUCACAGGAGAGCCACUGCUAACCCUGGAUGACUUUAUUUACAAUUUGAAAUGAUUUUGUUUUUAAGGUUCUUGAUUUUGGAAGUUUUGGGGUUGGAAUGUGAACAGUUAAGAAAUAAAGCUGCCACUCUGUACAUUCUUUGUCCCUGACUAAUGCGUCUUCCAAGACAGGAAGGAUGUUCCCUAUGAAUAAGCAUUUGUAGACACAAAUUAAAUAGCUAUAAGACUAAUGCAUCUUCCAAGGCAGGAAGAUGUCCUCUAUGAAUAAGUAUUUGUAGACACAAAUUAAAUAGCUACUACAGAGGCAGGCAAGUAUCUGUGAUGACACAGGAAAAUAUAAUAAGGGUCUACCUCGUGCCCAUGAGUUGCAUCAUGGGAUUUUAGUCUAUUAUUUCUCACCUUCUCUACUAUCUUUAACUUCCCUUCUAACCCUCCCUUUACUCCUCAACUGUAACAAGAGGGCUAAUAAAAAAAUUCAUAUAAAGCCAACUCCGAGCACACUGCCUACGGAUUAGCUAGCCCUGCUCCAUAAGGAGCAGUAAAAAAAGAAGAAAAAUAAAGAGAGACGCAAACAUGGGUCAGCCAUGUUGGCUCACACCUGUAAUCCCAACACUUUGGGAGGCCAAGGAUCACUUGAGGCCAGGGGAUGAAGACCAGUCUGGGCAACACAGCCCCCGUUUCUUCAAAAGAAAUAUGAAAUUAGCCAAGAAUGGUGGCAUGUGCCUGUGGUCUCAGCUACUUGGGAAGCUGAGGCGGAAGGAUAGCUUGAGACCAGGAGUUCAAGGCUGCAGUGAGCUACGAUCACAUCACUGCACUCCAGACUGGGUCACAGAGCAAGACCCUGCCUUUUUUUAAAAAAAAAGGAAAAGAAAAGAAGGAAGGAAAUGCAUAUAUGUAGUUCAGCCCUAUAUUUUUCUUAAGUUUUUACUUUUUAAAAUACCAGUGUGACCUACUACCAACAAUGGAUUAAUGCUAUGAUCUCAAGAGCUGAGGUCUUGAGUUUCAACAAUCUGGACCUAUCUAAGUGGUUUAACUUCACAUCUAUAAAAAAAACACUUUAAAUAUUUAGAACAAAGGACGUUAUAGAAAAGAGCAUUAUAUCCCAUGCUUCCUUUGUUAAACAAUUACACGACCUAUCCUAUUCCCUUCUAUACCUAGGCUGCCAGAAACUCAGAGCUAACUUUUGAACUCAAUUACAAUCAUUAUCUUCACCACAGAUUUU